AUGCAGAGCCCUUCGCGCCCCCACAGCCCCCCCGAGGCCGUCCCCCCCGCGGCUCCCCCCGCGGCUCCCCCCGCGGCUCCCCCCGCUUUAGAGCCUUCUGCUCCCCCUCAAGGGGAUCCCCCUGCCCCCCCCGCAGGGGCUACCUCUGCUAAGAGGGUGCUGGCCACCCAAGUGCUCGGCACUGUCAAGUGGUUUAAUGUCCGUAACGGCUAUGGCUUCAUUAACCGGAACGACACACAAGAGGAUGUCUUUGUUCACCAGACCGCCAUCAAGAGGAACAACCCCCGCAAGUUCCUUCGCAGUUUGGACGACGGCGAAAGCGUCGAGUUUGACAUCGUGGAAGGCGAGAAGGGUCCAGAGGCGUCGAACGUGACGGGACCAGGAGGGGCUCCGGUUCGAGGGAGCCGUUUUGCACCCAAUCGACGCCGUUUUCCCCGGUUUUGGCCCCGGUUUUGGGGGGCGGCGAAAGCGACCCCCCCCCACAGUGAGGGGCAAGGGGGGGGCACCGAGGGGGCGCCGCAGCCCCAGAGGAGGAGGAGGAGAGGGGGGGCGCCCCCGUUCUUCUAUCGGAGGGGGAGAGGGAGAGGCCGCGGAGCAGAGGUCUCUGAGCCCCCCCCGCCCCCCACCGAGGCGCCCCCCACCGAGGCGCCCCCUCCCCCGCGCUACCGGCCCCGCAGGCCCUUUCGUGCUCCCCCCUCUGCCCCCCCAGCCGGUGACGCCGCGGGGGUCCCUGAAAAAGGGGGGCGCCCUGAACCCCAACGCCGCCGCCGCCCCCCCUUCUUCCAGCGCCGCCGACAGCAGGGUGCCUCCCAGGCCCCCCCCAGCACUGCUGAUGCCCCCAAGGCCCCUGAGGAGGGUGGAGUGGCCUCGGGGCCCCCCCCAAACCAACUCGUAGAGGUGACAGAGCCAACAGAAUCAUGA
Messenger RNA from Cuculus canorus (common cuckoo), 921 nucleotides. It is a transcript of the gene YBX2, whose product is annotated as Y-box binding protein 2. Gene Ontology annotation, cellular component: nucleus. Gene Ontology annotation, molecular function: nucleic acid binding. The record is from RefSeq and is a predicted model, not a curated record. The transcript is spliced from 9 exons. The coding region runs from base 1 to 921 and encodes 306 amino acids. Gene Ontology annotation, biological process: regulation of gene expression. NCBI's taxonomy places the organism in Eukaryota, Metazoa, Chordata, Aves, Cuculiformes, Cuculidae.